Molecule: messenger RNA, 258 nt
Organism: Peronospora matthiolae
Lineage: Eukaryota; Oomycota; Peronosporomycetes; Peronosporales; Peronosporaceae
Source: the annotation of a GenBank genome assembly
AUGCUGAAGAUGAAGGUGAAGCUGAGCUUCAAGCCGCUGAGCAGCAACACGUCGUACGACGAUGUUUUACGUGCGGAAGCACUAAUCACUUGCGGCAUGAUUGUCCUUUGCGUAAGCAACGCCAGGCUACAAAACAAACUCGACCCCGAGUCAGGAGUCUGGUAUGGCACGGGGAAAUGCCGACACCCAGUAGGCGCGGGGCGCCCUACUGGGGAAGAACUAGGUUCUGUUACACCUUUAGAAGGUAAAGGAGCUUAG